Hypanus sabinus (Atlantic stingray) is the source of this 2004-nucleotide messenger RNA. Its product is annotated as mucin-4-like. NCBI's taxonomy places the organism in Eukaryota, Metazoa, Chordata, Chondrichthyes, Myliobatiformes, Dasyatidae. The annotation marks the transcript as partial. The transcript has 4 exons. The record is from RefSeq and is a predicted model, not a curated record.
GGUCAGUGCUCUUCCCUGAUUGGUCAGUUGGGUUGCGGUUCUGUCAACGCCCUUUUAUUGGGAUUGGUCGGUUGGUUUGGGUUGGGGGGGGUGGUGGGGGUCAGUGCUCUUCCCUGAUUGGGGCAGAGCCUGGAACCGCCGACCGAUCCCUCCCCCCCACGGGUUCACCCGCCAGCCGCCGAGAUGUUGCACUUCACCAGCUGGUCCUGGGACGUGCCGCCGCUGGCGGACGGGACAAAACGCGAGGCGGAGGCACCCCCAGAGGCAGAGGCGAUGGACCCGGGGCCCCUCGGGCUGGUGGCGGAGAGGAUCCGGCUAUUCGACCGCGGCAGGGUGCGCACCUGGGAGGGGGCGGCCCCGUCUGCCCAGCACUGGGCACAGGGGGUGAAGGAGAGGAAGACAAGACAUCUGGGGUACCAGUCUGCAGGUAAGAAAGUCGGGAGGCACGGCUCGGAGUAUGCCAGCCUGGCCGGGGAGCAGGCCGCCGAUCCAGCCCGGGACAGUAGCAGCACUCGAGUCGCCGAGGGCAAGGAGUCGGAGAAGCUACAGAAGUUGAACCAGAAGCUCACCGUCUACAGCCUGUUCGGGCUGCCCCGUCUCCCCGAGGGCCAGCGGAGGUUGUGGGCGGUGGGGGAGGGACUGAAGGACCUCGUCAGCCCCAAGUCCUCCUCUCUCCCUCUCACACUCUCUCUCUCCAUCUCUCUGUCUCUCUCUCUCCCUCUCACACUCUCUCUCUCCAUCUCUCUGUCUCUCUCUCUCUCCCUCUCACACUCUCUCUCUCUCCCUCUCACACUCUCUCUCUCUCUCCAUCUCUCUGUCUCUCUCUCUCUCCCUCUCACACUCUCUCUCUCUCUCCAUCUCUCUGUCUCUCUCUCUCUCCCUCUCACACUCUCUCUCUCUCCAUCUCUCUGUCUCUCUCUCUCUCUCCCUCUCACACUCUCUCUCUCCCUCCAUCUCUCUCUGUCUCUCUCUCUCUCCCUCUCACACUCUCUCUCUCUCUCCAUCUCUCUGUCUCUCUCUCUCUCCCUCUCACACUCUCUCUCUCUCCAUCUCUCUGUCUCUCUCUCUCUCUCCCUCUCACACUCUCUCUCUCUCCAUCUCUCUGUCUCUCUCUCUCCCUCUCACACUCUCUCUCUCUCCAUCUCUCUGUCUCUCUCUCUCUCUCCCUCUCACACUCUCUCUCUCCCUCCAUCUCUCUGUCUCUCUCUCUCUCCCUCUCACACUCUCUCUCUCUCUCCAUCUCUCUGUCUCUCUCUCUCUCCCUCUCACACUCUCUCUCUCUCUCUCCAUCUCUCUCUCCUUCUCACACUCUCUCUCUCUCUCUCUCCCCCACCCCCAGGAGUCGGAGAAGCUACAGAAGUUGAACCAGAAGCUCACCGUCUACAGCCUGUUCGGGCUGCCCCGUCUCCCCGAGGGCCAGCGGAGGUUGUGGGCGGUGGGGGAGGGACUGAAGGACCUCGUCAGCCCCCCGUCCUCCUCUCUCCCUCUCACACUCUCUCUCUCUCCAUCUCUCUGUCUCUCUCUCCCUCUCACACUCUCUCUCUCCAUCUCUCUGUCUCUCUCUCUCUCCCUCUCACACUCUCUCUCUCUCUCCAUCUCUCUGUCUCUCUCUCUCUCCCUCUCACACUCUCUCUCUCUCUCCAUCUCUCUGUCUCUCUCUCUCUCCCUCUCACACUCUCUCUCUCUCUCUCCAUCUCUCUCUCCUUCUCACACUCUCUCUCUCUCUCUCUCCCCCACCCCCAGGAGUCGGAGAAGCUACAGAAGUUGAACCAGAAGCUCACCGUCUACAGCCUGUUCGGGCUGCCCCGUCUCCCCGAGGGCCAGCGGAGGUUGUGGGCGGUGGGGGAGGGACUGAAGGACCUCGUCAGCCCCAAGUCCUCCUGGAGGGAAUUUGUUCCGGGACACGAGGCUCUGUCCCGCCAACAGAGGCACCUGCAGGAAUCGAUCUGGGAGCUGAUUCAGACGGAGGCGGCCUACCUCAGGAACCUCAGUAUCGUCACCGAU